UGCAGCUGGUCGCGUCAUCGGGGAGGGGACUCUCAUUUCUUUGCAUUGAAUUUGGCGUCGAGCCAGUGAUUCAAGGUUGUGUAUUCUUGACUUACGCAUAUUGGUAGUGUCUGCAGCGGGUCAGCGAUGUCUGCGGACGCGCGGCGUCCGGGCCGCGCCUGCGGCCAAACGGCCCGGCCCGAGACGGUCACGGAGAAAUCCUUCAUGGAGUCGGUCACUGGAAUCAUCAAUGAGGUGGUUCCCUCGAGCUACUCUCACCAGUCGUCGGGCGCCGACCACCGCGAGACGGUGCAAUGGGCGCGCUUCGAGCACUGUGACGUCAAUGACAUCUGCAGCUACACGGAGCAGAUGGAGGCCAACGGAAAUGUGGCGCCGCUGGUACUCGUCAUCGGAUACACCACUGGCGUACAGGUGUGGCUGCUGCAGGGUAACGGUGAGGCGCACGAGGUGCUCUCCUGGCGCCAGGGCGUGGCGCGUGACGCCCGCCUCCUACCCUCUCCCGAGACCGGUAUGGACGACCUGUACGUUCAGAAGCGGCCUCUGAUGGCCGUGUGUGACGCCGCCGGCAGUGAGACCCAGUUCUGCUCGGUGGGACUCAUCAGUCUGAGGACCGGUGAACAGGUGAAGAGCGUCAAGUUCAAGUCUGCGAUCAGCGCGGUGCUGGCCACCCACCGGGUGAUGGUGGUCACCUUCCCCGGGAAGCUGGCGGUGUUUGACGCCGGAACGCUGGAGGACCGGUUCACAGUCACCACCUGUUACCCGGCGCCAGGAGUGCUGGACAACCCGGUGGCGCUGGGACACAGAUGGCUGGCGUACGGGGAGAAGCGCCUCACGGGCUACCUGCAGAGUCGCGGCGGUAUGAACGCCGAGUCGUCCCACAGCUACACGGCUUCAAUGCUGCACGCCGCCAAAUCCAUCAGCAAAGGUAUCCGUGAGCUCGGUGAGGGCCUGGCCUCCACCCUGGCCGGCGGCCGGUACGCCCCGCCCGUCUCCCCGGCCGCCGGAGCCGCCGCCAGCAGCAAUGGAGCGCCCCAGCCGGGUCUGGUGACCGUCCUGGAUGUACUGGCCACCGGCCGCGGCGGUCCGAACGCGCCGCCGGGGCACGGCGUGGUGGCGCACUUUCAGGCGCAUCUGUCGGCAGUGGUUCAGCUGUGUUUUGACGCAUCAGGCACACUGCUACUCACCGCAGACAAACCGGGGAACAGUUUCCAUGUGUUCCGGAUACAGCCGCACUCCCAGCGUCCGGCGCUGGCGACUGUACACCACCUGUACACCCUGUACAGGGGAGAUACCACCGCCAAGGUGUUGGACCUGAGUUUCUCUCUGGACAGCCGCUGGGUGUCUGUGGCCACCCACCGCGGCACCACACACGUGUUCCCCAUCUGCCCGUAUGGAGGUGCCAUCAGUACCCGGACCCACUGCGGGCCUCGGGUGGUGAACAAACUGAGCCGCUUCCACCGCUCGGCCGGACUGCAGGACUCCACCUGUCAUGGCUCUGGCCGCAACUCUCCGCUGUCGCCGAGGACCCGAGAGGCAUCCGGGGGCGGAUCGCCGGGCGGAGGACCGGCGCCCGUCCUGGUGCCGCCCAUGGCGCAGCUCAGACAGCCGCUGCUCACCCAGCUCACCGCUGGCUCAGGACCGUCUCCGCGCCACUCUCCUACCGCUCGCCACGUGCCCACGGAUGACACGUCGCACGUGCGCGUGGUGUGCACGUUCGCGCCUUCCCGCGGCUGGGUGGCCGGCUCGGCGGGCGGCGGCGGCGGCGGCUCGGCCGGCUCCCGCGAGCGCCGCCACUGGGACGCCCUCUACGUGAUGUCGAGCGGCGGCAGCCUGAUCGAGUACCACGUGGAGCCGCGCCCGGCUGGAGUGAUCGCCAAGGACCGAGUGCCCGAGGACGCGCCGGUCGAGGUCACGGUUCACGCGCACGCCCAGUGGUCGCUGUGUCGCCAGACGGUGUGGCCCGAGGUGCGGCCUCCGCUGGCCACCGGCAGUGUACUGCUGCACACCCCGACCCCGCCGGCGCCGCCCACACCGCCGGCCGGAGCCGAACAGUGGGUCUCGCAGGUGGAGAUUCUGAGCCACUCGGGCCCCCACCGGCGGCUCUGGAUGGGGCCGCAGUUCUCGUUCCGACCCUUCUCAGACUCGGCCGGAGGUGCCUCUGAGGGCCGCGACCUGCUUAGCGCAGCCCGCUCCAGCCCGGUCAACAUGCCCGCCCAGCUGGCCUCUCACAGCAUCGAGUGCGGCUCGGCCAACAGUUACGAGCAGUCGCCGCGUCUGAUUGACGCCCUGGACACGGACAGUGACCGACACGAGUCGCAGCUCUGUCAGAGGAUCGCCGAGGCCAUGUCGGAUCUGGGACCGCCGGCCGUGCUCGAUGACUGCAGUCGCCGCCGGCGCCGCCGUCGCAGCGACUCGGCCCGCAGCUCGGCCUCCAGCAGCAGCGUGGACGUGCGCCUCUCCCCGGAGCGGGGCGGCUCGCCGCUCGACUUCUCCGAGUACGAGCGGGACGCGCCGCCGCCGCCGCUGCAGCCGCACCUGCUGGACGAGCCGCUGCCGCCGCCGCCGUCCGGUGUUCCUCGGGAGGAGGACGAGGAGCCGGACUCGCCGCCACCCCCGGCUGAGGACUGGCCGGAGCCGGCGCCGCCGCGCCGCCGGCCGCCGCCGCCGCUGCCCCCGCGGCCCCGCGACCCGUCACCGCCGCCACUGAGCGACGGAGAGGACUCUCCGGCGGCACACGAGUUCCAUACGGCCCGCUCCAGUGACGAUGACUCGUCGCCGCCGCCGCCGGCGCCGCGCCCCCUCGAGCGCCAGCCCAGCUGCGGCUUCGAGGGAGGUGAGCAGGUGUAUGACCGCGAGCGGGAACAGGAGUCCGGCUGGGGCGACGAUAUCCUGUGUCCCGACCUGGCCGCAGACAGCAGCUCGCGCUCGGCCAGUGACCGCGAGCGGGCCGAUAAAACCAGCGACGAGGAACGGCCGACCGUCACAGUCACCAAACGCAAGGGAAAGAAGAAACGCCGAUGAUGUGGGGAAGGAGGAUAGGGUUGUGAUUGAAAGGACAUUGGCGAAUGGUGCGUUAAUUUGUUGGGUGGGAUAGAGUGCAUGACAGCUACCCCUUUGAGGCAAUUAGCGCACCGUGCUGAUGUUUACAGAGACAGUUUGAAUUGGGUGAUAAUUGCGUCACGAGAGAAGAGUUCUGGUGAUAUUAGAGCGACUGGGAACACUAGCUGUAGCACCGUGCGCUCUGGAGAGGCCACCGCCUUCGCUGCCCGGGCGGCUCUAGAGUAGACACCGCGCGUCGGCCUCUGCGCCGUGACUGUGGGCUUUCGGAUCUAUCACUGCGGCUUCUGAGGGUCGCGCCAGGCCAGCGCGAGGUGCGGAGUCGGCGGGGCCCGCUCCGACGAGGGGUUUGGUGUCGAGAAGGUACUGCUGGGCUGGCCCGGAAGAUUGAGAGGCUGGUAGGAGGAUAUAGAUUAUAUGCGUGCCCGGAGUGGUAAUGGUUGGAGAUGGAUGGGGGGGGGGGUGAUCGCGCCUAGGGGGGGGGGGGGUCAGUCGGCUAUCGUAGAAUCCGGCGCUGAGAUGGAGUAGAAGCGCGAGUCACGAAACAGGGACUCGAGGAAGAGUAAGGAGCCGGUCUUAUGGAGAGGUAGUAGGUAUAGCGGGUAGAGCGAGUCAUUGGCCGAGCGGGAGAAAGAGUGAACGGGUUUCGCUCAGGUCAGCCUUGUGUGAGUGCAUUCCUAAAUGUUGAAUCGAGAGGCAUACUGGGUGGUGGGUGUUUUGGGUGAUAAACAAAAAUAUUGAUUAUGGUAGCAAAUUGGCAAGAUCUUAUAUGUAUCGGCCGAAAUCUCGUCGUUGUAUCUGUCAAAAAAUACGCUUAAGAUCUAUGGAGUAAAGAAAGGAUCCGAGCGCGGUUAGUGUAGCAGUGAAUAUGAUGAGACUGUCGGAGCUCGGUGCCAUCGUAACUGAUUGUGGCAUAGUGUUCUGUGUCAUCAUCGGAGGCACAAUGUAUGUUUCACCUUCAGUCGAGAGAAUCGUGCGUUGGUGCUUGACGCUUGCGAAAGCUGCCGUUCUGGGCUGGCGAACUAGGGCGUGGCGUGCAGAGAAUAGCAGUGUCGUUGCUAUGGCAACGCAUAUCAUGGCGUUCAAAACUGCGUGCGCGUGCGGUAGUUGGUCACUACGCCGCCUAGAUGAGCGAGCUUGGUGUCUUACCGGCCGCUGCUAGGGCUGGCGUGCGGCGCCGCGCCGCGCCGGGAGUUUGCUUUUCCUGUUCCUGUUCGCUAACUUAUCGCAUUUGGCGUUUUUAGAUCCGCCGAGAGAGUCUUAUUGCUCGUAUGCCGUUAUUUUGUGUUCCAAUUAUGGAAUGUGACACCGAAGUGUUACCUGGUAAAUCAGAGGUCGGGCAUCUACGUCACAGUCUGUCUGUCUGUACGCUAUAGCGUUGUGUCUUUAAACUGCACGGGAACCUCGAUUUGAAACGAUGACAAUAAAUAUGGAUAACUGAUA
Messenger RNA from Amphibalanus amphitrite, 4500 nucleotides. Its product is annotated as breast carcinoma-amplified sequence 3 homolog. Gene Ontology annotation, molecular function: protein binding. The transcript has 16 exons. The record is from RefSeq and is a predicted model, not a curated record. Bases 127 to 3021 code for a protein of 964 amino acids. Gene Ontology annotation, cellular component: cytoplasm. Lineage: Eukaryota; Metazoa; Arthropoda; Thecostraca; Balanomorpha; Balanidae. Gene Ontology annotation, biological process: response to starvation; autophagy.